AUGGGAGCGAUAUUCAGCCGCAUCUUUUGUUUUGUCACCGGCCAACCCUUCUACUCCUUUCAAUCUCGCAUCACGGCAGACAACGUAUCCAAUCUCUUCCCCGAUGUAAGAGCUUUGGAUGAAUCCGCAGCUGUUUGUUCGCCCGAAGACAUGGGGGUCGAACUCAAAGGAUAUGACCCCGACCAGAUUCUCCUCAUGCAGGAAAUGUGCAUCGUGGUCGAUGAUGAGGAGCGUCAAAUUGGAAUGGCGAGCAAGAAGACUUGUCAUCUUCUGAAAAAUAUACGCAGGGGUCUCCUGCAUCGUGCCUUUUCGGUACUCCUGUUUGACUCCCAAAACCGCCUUCUCCUGCAAUGUCGAGCGAGUGAGAAAAUCACAUGGCCAGACCAUUGGACAAACACAUGCUGCUCUCAUCCAUUGGCAAUCCCGGGGGAGACAGGUUUGGACUUUUGUGGCGCCAUUCUAGGAGCUAAACGAGCCGCUCAACGGAAAUUGAACCAUGAAUUGGGGAUCAGUCCUCAGCAGGUUCCCUUGAACAAGCUCAGGUUUAUGACGAGGAUGCAGUACCAAAGUGAUUAUGAUUUGACAUGGGGUGAACAUGAGGUUAGCUACAUUUUUAUCCUACAAGGUGAUAUAGAUCUCUCCAUCAACCCUAAUGAAAUUCGGGACUAUCGCUACGUUACCCGAGAAGAGUUUGAAGCCAUGUACAAUGAUCCUGGUGUGGAAUUUACACCAUGGUUCAAGCUCAUGAAGCAGGCGUGGCUGUCUACAUGGUGGAAAGCUCUGGAAGAAAGCUCAUUGGAUCUUUAUGUCAAUGAUUCAACGCACCAUCGGCUGUAG
Aspergillus tanneri is the source of this 837-nucleotide messenger RNA. RefSeq names its product isopentenyl-diphosphate delta-isomerase idi1. NCBI's taxonomy places the organism in Eukaryota, Fungi, Ascomycota, Eurotiomycetes, Eurotiales, Aspergillaceae. Gene Ontology annotation, biological process: isoprenoid biosynthetic process; isopentenyl diphosphate biosynthetic process. Gene Ontology annotation, cellular component: cytoplasm. Gene Ontology annotation, molecular function: isopentenyl-diphosphate delta-isomerase activity. Bases 1 to 837 code for a protein of 278 amino acids. The record is from RefSeq and is a predicted model, not a curated record. The transcript has 3 exons.